AUGCUUAGCAGUUCCAGGAGCCUCACCACCCUUUAUAUUGGGUGCAACUUCCUGCAUGAGACCAUGCCAGAGGAUGUCAGCAUUGAUGGUUUUCAGAACCUCCAGGUUCUUUAUAUAAAUCAUUGUUCAUUGUGUGGAAAAAUACCUGAUUGGCUAUCAAAGCUACCGAAUUUGGGGAUGCUAUUUUUGCAAGGCAAUCAACUAACUGGACCGAUACCUGAAUGGAUCAGCAGCCUAAAUUUUCUCUUCUCUCUAGAUAUAUCAAACAACAGCCUUACAGGGGAAAUUCCAAGGGCCUUAAUGGAGAUGCCAAUGCUAGAAUCAGAUAAUACUGCACCAAAGGUAUUCUUUGAGCUGCCUAUUUGGAACAAGAACCAAUUUCUGCAAUACCUCACGCCCAGUGCUUUUCCUAAAGAGCUUAAUCUAGCCAUGAAUAAUUUCACUGGUAUGAUUCCGGUGGAGAUCGGUAGGUUACAAGGACUAUUUUCACUUAACUUGAGCUCCAACAGAUUAUCUGGAGAGAUACCAGAACAGAUCUGCAAUCUCACGAACCUGCAGAUGCUCGACUUGUCUGGUAAUCAUCUCACUGGUAAGAUUCCAGCUGCAUUGAACAAUCUGCACUUCCUUUCCAGAUUCAACAUUUCUAAUAAUGACCUAGAAGGCCCUAUUCCAAACAUGGGCCAGUUCAGCACGUUUCCGGAUUCUAGCUUUGGUGGAAACCCAAAACUGUGUGGCCCUAUGGUUGCAAACCAUUGUGAUUCGGCAGAAGCAAGUCCAGUUUCCAUUGACCCUAUAAAACAGAUUGGUAGUGAGGCCAUCAUCUUUAUGACCUCCUUCGGUGUUUUCUUUGGAGUAGGAGUCCUAUAUGAUCAGAAAGUCUUAGCUAGACAUUUUGGCUGA
Molecule: messenger RNA, 900 nt
Organism: Triticum turgidum subsp. durum (durum wheat)
Lineage: Eukaryota; Viridiplantae; Streptophyta; Magnoliopsida; Poales; Poaceae
Source: the annotation of a GenBank genome assembly